This is a messenger RNA of Prunus armeniaca (apricot), 381 nucleotides long. NCBI's taxonomy places the organism in Eukaryota, Viridiplantae, Streptophyta, Magnoliopsida, Rosales, Rosaceae. The record is from the annotation of a GenBank genome assembly.
AUGAUGCUACUGGGGUUUUGGGGCUUCUCCCAGAGCAAAAACUUACAACUUCUUUACGGAUGGGGAGAUCAGGUGGAUGAGAUUGCUAGGAUGGGGAGAUCCACUAUCCUAGAGAGCUUGGUUAGAUUCUGUGAUGCAAUUAAAACUCUCUACACAAGGGAUUACCUCUGCAAACCUACGCCUAGAGACCUCCAAAGGCUUCUACAAAAAGUUGGGGCUCAACUUUCCCAUGCAAGAUUGGAAGCAUCAACUGUAUGCACUUGCAAUGGAAGAAUUGCAACUGCCUGGCAAGGAGAUUAUGGGAAUAGAAAUGGCCAAAAAACUAUCAUUCUGGAAGCCAUUGCAUCAUUCGAUACAUGGGUUUGGCAUGCCUUUUUCUGA